UACAAAUUGCCGUAUACACACAAUAUAUACUUCUUUUUCUGGCUUACCGUAGAAGCUCAGCGAGAUUGUCGUCCCAUCCAACCCGCUUCUGCCUCCUGCUGCAGGUAACGUGACUUAAAUUCAGGUUCGUUUUUCUGCCGCUUCCAUAUAAAGGCUGAACGGCCCCACCCCUUUUUCCAGUUUUGAGCGACAGUGACGAGUUUUCAAAGAGUUCAAUUGCUGUUGCCAGAUAGCGUGACAUAGCCAUAGCCGUAGCCCCUGCCAUUACCAUAGUGUCAGUAUUGUCCGACCACCAUCCUACCAUCGUCCGUAUCCGUCUAUCCCCUAGUCUGACUACCUCUCUAGCUAUAGUCUCAUCACCACCACAGCUGACAUCUACGACAAGCAACAACCAGCAAGAUCAAUACAAACAAAGAACAACGCCGCUACUGCACCACAACCAGUAACAGCACUACAACAAUUGAUAAUUACACCAAUAGUUGACUUUAAAAAACCUAUAUUGCUGCUAUCAAUUUUCCCCAGUUAAUUUCCAUACUAUGUCGCACUCCGUCUACCAGACCAACGGAAGACCGUUAUCCCAACAAGCGUUGUACCAGCAGAAGUUGAGACAGGGUAUCUACACGUCGCCCGGCGCCGCCACCAUCGGUGUUACCUCCAACGCCUCCGACACUGCUGCUCUCCUCGCCGCUUCUUCAGACCUCACUGUAAGACCCUCUUACGAAAGAACAAUUGCUCCCGAAGCCCACACCGCAGCCCUUGCUGCAAAAAGGGAAACCAUCACCGCUUGGUCCCGUGAAAACACCGACCCAAACGCCGAUGCCGCUGCCGCCAACGCCCUGGGAACAGGUAUCCCCUCUCUUAAGGGAGACUCGCUCUACAGGGCAGCCAAUCAGAACUCGACCUCGACUAUGACCUCAAGAAUCAACCCAGAAAGAGACAUCAAGAGAUCCGGUUUGGCCACGAAGUCGUCUUCUAACAGCUUCGAUAUUGGUAAAAUUAACCAGGUAGCCAAUAAGAACUCGACAAAGUCGUUGAACUCACGUUUCAAUCCGGACUUGGACUUCAGAUCAGGCCUUAACGCUACGAAGCAUACCGAGUACUUGAACGACGAGGAAGAGGCACUAGCUGCUAAUGGCGCUGCUGCUUCGCUCAGACACGGUGCUGGGUACACUGAUCUGGUUUCUGCCCAAAAGAGAUCCAAGUCGUUCACUGCUGCUGCUGUGGUUAACAGCACUUUGUUGUCUGCUGCCAACGAAAGAGCCAAUGAGAGAUUGCAGUCGAUCAGUUCGACUCCCCAAGACUUGAAGGCCCAGGCUCAACAGUAUGCCAGCGCUCUUGCUGUCGCCCAGAAGAACUCGGACGAACGAGUCAAGAACUACAAGGCCGGUGUCAUUGACUUGGGUGGUGGUUUAACGAUUUUGCAGAGCGAAUUGGACAAGAUGGCUUCCCUUGUUGUCCAACCUGUCUUGAAUGAUAUCUCGCUGAAGGCCUCCGCCAAGAGAGAAGCCGAUCUUCAGAAGAAGGUAGCCCAGAAAGAGUUAGAGACACAACACCAGUUGGCCAAGCAGGAAGAAUGGAAGGAGAAGAACAGAGAAAAGGCAGAAAGAGAGGCCGCUAAACAACAGAGAAUCGCCGAUAACGAAGACAAGAAGAAGGUGGAAGAGGACCAGCAUGCUGAGUACCAACAGGGCAGAAACGACGAAGUAGCUGGUAAAGUUACUGAAACAAAGGAGUUGGAAUUGAAACAUGCCCAAGAAAAGGAAGCCUUGUUGGCUCAAAAGCAAGAAAACCAGGACCGUAUCGACGAGGAAGAGGCUGCUUUGAUUGCUGGACGUAAGAAGGAGUUGGAUGACUUACAGGCUGAAAAGGAUGAGAUUUUGAAGCCUACUUUGGAUGAAUUAGAAGAAGAAACCGCCAAGUUGAAGGAAGUUACCGAUGCUAGAGACGAAUUGUUGAACGAAGUUACCUCUGCUGAGGCUUUGAACAAGGAGUACGAAGACAAGUUAGCUGAAUUAACCAAGAACUUGGAAGAAACCAAGGCUUCGAUUGAAAAGUACACCCUUGACUUAGAAGACUCCACCAAGAAACACGAAGAAACAUCCAAGGAAGUUGAUGCCUUACAACAUUUACACGAUGAAGAGAUCCAGAAGAAUGCAGAAGAAGAAAACCAAUUGGAUUCGCAAUUGGAGGAGUUGAACAAGACUAAAGAGCAACAUAUUGCUGAUAAGAAGUCAGGAAAACAGGCCAUCUUGCUGGAAAUCGACGAUAAGGUUAAGGACGAACACAAAAUUAAUAAGGAAUUACCUGAACACUUACGCUCUGAAGUUGACGAAGAGAAGAUUAGAGAUACUGGAUCCUUGUUCUCUGAAGUUCCAUUGGUGAAAGAAAUCGAGCCAGAAGCUAAAGCUCCUGAACCAGAGACCAAGAGUAGCACUAUUAAACCUAUUCCUGUAAAGGAAAUCAAGAAAGUAGAGGAAAAAGCCACAGAAGUCGACAAGGCUGAAAGCAAAGCAGAGAAGGCCGAGAGCAAGGCCGAAAACAAGGCCGAGGACGCUGAAAGCAACGCUGGCGACUAUGAAGACGAACUUUCAUUGGGCCAGAGUGGCACCAAGAACGCAGGAGGUGUAUUUAAGGAAGAGAUCUAAAAAAGAUAGUUGACUUGUAAAUUACCAUCAAAUCAGUUUGUUUUGUCCAUCACUCGAUAACCAUCAGUAAUGUUUUCAAUUCUCUCAUUGAGACACGAGCGUCUCUAUAAUGAUUCUUAAUUGUAAUCAAGUUGUUUCUGUAUUGACAUUGUUUAUCACUUUACUGUUUUCCCUUAGUUUAGCCAUAAAACUAUGAUUUUUGUACUAUUUAAUAUAAUUCAUGUGUCUGC
Messenger RNA from Scheffersomyces stipitis CBS 6054, 2875 nucleotides. RefSeq lists its product as uncharacterized. The transcript is spliced from 4 exons. NCBI's taxonomy places the organism in Eukaryota, Fungi, Ascomycota, Pichiomycetes, Serinales, Debaryomycetaceae. Gene Ontology annotation, biological process: eisosome assembly. Bases 537 to 2645 code for a protein of 702 amino acids. The record is from RefSeq and is a predicted model, not a curated record.